CGUCAUAUCCAACCCCACCCCGCACGGCGAGCCGCCUGGCAACAUGAAAUAGAGCGAGAGCAGGAAGAUCUGCAGCAGCCAAGAGAUCAACUUGGACACUCUGGACAUACAAACUUCCAGAAACAACGCUCAGUCGCACAAUGGAGGAUGCAGUGAAAGGUUCCCAGUAUCAUCCGGACUCAGACCCAGAGGUGGGAGAAGAUGCAGCGACAUCCGUCGGUCCCUUCCCCCCUCCCCCCGCCAUGACAGAGGAGGAGCAGCAGGAGCUACAAGAAGCGUUGGUCAAGGUUGAGGAUGAGAUCCUGACUCUGUCCCAGGUGCUGGCGGCCAAGGAGAGGCACCUGGCAGACAUGAAGAGGAAGCUGGGCAUCACACCUCUCAAUGAGCUGAAACAGAACUUCACCAAGACCUGGCAGGAGGUCACCACCUCCACCGCCUAUAAGAAGACAUCUGAAACAUUGUCUCAGGCAGGUCUGAAGGCCACGGCAGCGUUCUCCACUGUGGGCUCGGUCAUCACCAGGAAGCUGGAGGAUGUCAGCACACGCUCAGUACAACACUCCGCUAGUAUGCCUGUCAUGAGGAAUGCAUCAACUUUCAAGUCAUUUGAGGACAAAGUGGGGACUUUGAAGACCAAGAUGAGUCCACCAGGGUCUUCCGGCAUGCCCGACCAGCAGGAAAGCGUCGUCGCCUUCACCGAGACUUCGAUCAGUCAGCCCGACGACUUGGCCACCCAGGAGACGCUGAUGAACUGAGACCUCCUGACCUCCCGCCCGCCCCCCGUCACUUGACCCUCUCUAACCCCUGGACCGUAAACACUCGCCCCCUAAACUCUUGUGUGCCAGUCUUCCUUUAUCGGAAACAAGUGACUUCCCACAGCUUGUGAUCUAAUUGUCUGGUCUUUUUGUCUGACACGUGCGUUCACUGGUUGAUUGGUGUGGAAACUGAAGGCGCGGGCCGGGUGCAGCAUGUGGUCUCGUGUCGAUCGUAUAUGUUAUCGUCUAUUCUGGCUCACUGUGGGAGAAUUCCUCCCUGCUGUAGGACUUUCCUUUUCUCCGUAUCCUUUUAUUUGCCUUCCUUAUUUCUCCGCUUUUAUCCAACGAGCAAAACUUGGAUGCCAAACAUGCUCCAAUAUAAUUUUUCUUCAUCAAAUUAACACUGUUGCGUACUUUGUUUGAGUGUAGAACAUUGCACAUAUAUAACAUUUUACAAACUUGAUUAGAGAAGGAUUUAUACAUAACAAGUUAUUAUCAUAAGCCCUUGUUGUGUUUUAGGACACCACACGAUCAUAAAGUAGUUCAGAGUAUGAAUGUAUGCCUUCUUCUGUCAUAUAGGGACACCACUUUGUUUACUUCAUCCCACAGCACUGAGUCACUCAGCCACCCACUCCAAAGCUGGUCUCUUAAAAAAAACACACACACACACACUUUAGAAUAAAAAGCAUCCCUUUUACCAUUGUUCUGAGUCUGUCAUAAAAUGAUCUCCACGCUUAGAUAGUUACAGGAAAACAGCCGAGAUCAGCGGAACAGCGGCAGAGCAAACACACAGUCAAGGUUCAGCCUUGACCCGAGGUGAGAGUGGGAUGAAUAUGUCUCCUCCAGAGUCAAUAUUGAAACACUUGCCCAUUGUUUCUGCUGGGAGGUAACACCUAGUCGCUCCCCUUUCUGUCAUCCAUUUGAAAGCAAGGCGAGCGACUCCGCUGGCUGUACUUGUGUAUAAUAAUGGUGGAGAAGAGAAGGUAUCCAAGUUUGACAUCAUUUGUCUUUCGUUUGGUUGGUCCACCACUCUGUUCCAGACUGAAGGAUCUUUACAACAUUCACGUCCGUCUCAGGAUUAUUUGUAAUAACUUUGUAGAUCCCUGAACUUUUCAUUCUAGCAACAUGAUCCAGUCCAAUCGUUUGGUUUAUGACCUGCAAAAGGAAGGACAUUCCCAUCAGCCUCAGCUGUAAUUUGUGUUCAGUGCUAAUGAUCGAAUGUUAGCAUGCUUUCCUUGGAUGGUGAACAUGGUAAACAUUACAGCUGCUUAACAUCAGCAUGUUUUGGUUUUUGAUAGCAUGCUGACGUUAGCAUUCCCCUCUACCUAAUGCAUGCUUAUAGCAAGGCUGGAGGCUCUUAGCCUGGUUACUCCUAAAUGUUCGGUUUGGAGACGUUUCAUAGGGAAUUGCACACAAUGAUCAAAAUCAGCUGCUUUUGAUAACUGCAGGAUUUACAGUAUUUUCUAAAAAUUCUGCUUUCAUACAUAUCCAAACUAUCAAACAGUUACUCUCACCACAGUUGUCUAAUAUGCACAGGGCUACUAAAUGAAACCUGAAGGUCAAACGGAGUCAACCAGAACACAGCCAUGUGUCCUCUGCUACACACAUGGAAGACACAAGGACUGAAGGCAUUUUUUUUUCUAGCACUUGUCCUGGACACACAGGACUGGGCUGGUACAAGUCUUCCCCUGCUGGUGGACAAGUGAAUACUCAUGAAUGUGAAUCAGCUCUCCCACGUCAUUGUUAGUGCCGCACUUUGACACCCAAACUGGAUCAGCACCCAGCAAAUAAAUCGCAAACAGGCCAAGGGGGAUUUCUGCUAUUAAGAUCUUGUUUUCAGCCGCCAUGACAAUCUUUAGCUGUGCAGUAUCUCAUGUCCUCAUGGUGAGCCAUGACCUGGUUCACUGAGAGAAUGUAAUAUCGCCUUUUGUCUCAGACGUGAGGGUGUUAUUUGUAUUUAGUCAUACAUGACACACACACACAAUUAGUUUGUUCUUAAAUUGGAACCGUGGCAUGAAGACAUGCUCUAAUUAAAAUGACCUCUGAAGAAACCUU
Molecule: messenger RNA, 2807 nt
Organism: Cyclopterus lumpus (lumpfish)
Lineage: Eukaryota; Metazoa; Chordata; Actinopteri; Perciformes; Cyclopteridae
Gene: tpd52
Product: tumor protein D52
Exons: 7
Coding region: 141-752 (203 amino acids)
Biological process (GO): B cell differentiation
Cellular component (GO): cytoplasm
Source: RefSeq, a predicted model, not a curated record